AUGUUGGCAACCGCCAGGGAUGGAGGAACAAAGCUUGCCAACCCGAAGCCUAGGAUGCCGAAUAUCAAUAGGAAGCGAAUAUUCGCAAUCAUGGAUGGCCAAGAUAUGGUAACGUUGGAACUGGGAAGCAACCCGAAUGCUCUCUCUUUGCGACGACCAUUCGAUCCUGUAGCCCACGAUUUGGAAGCAACCUUUCGUUUGACAAGGUUUGCAGAUUUGAAAGGAAGAGGGUGCAAGGUACCACAGGAAAUACUCUUCAAAUUACUUGAAGGGAUCCAAGACGAUGGUUCCAACGAACAAGACGCUUUUAUGCAGAUGGCUUUUACUCGAAUCGGCAUUGGCAUGGACUCUUCGGUAACACCGUUGCGUCAUGGUGGAUUGUAUUUGGUGCAGACAACGGAUUUUUUCUAUCCUAUCGUUGAAGAUCCGUACAUGAUGGGUAAGAUUGCCUGUGCAAAUGUUUUGAGUGACCUUUACGCGAUGGGGGUAGCGGAAUGUGACAACAUUUUGAUGCUUCUGGGAGUUUCUACGAAAAUGACGGAAAAGGAGAGGGACAUCGUCAUCCCUCUGAUGAUGCGUGGAUUCAAGGAUUGUGCGUUGGAAGCUGGAUCUCAGGUGACGGGGGGUCAAACAGUGAUGAAUCCUUGGGUAACAAUUGGUGGAGUUGCCUCGUCUGUUUGCCAACCGAAUGAGUUUAUCGUGCCAGAUUCUGCAGUUCCUGGUGACGUUCUGGUUCUCACGAAGCCACUUGGCACACAAGUGGCUGUCAAUGCCCAUCAGUGGCUUGAUCAGCCCGAGAGGUGGAACAGAAUCAAGCUUGUUGUAUCUGAAGAAGAUGUGAAAAAGGCUUACAUGCGUGCAAUGGAUUCCAUGGCUCGUCUCAACAAAACUGCUGCAUUAAUGAUGCACAAGUACAAUGCCCAUGGUGCGACAGACGUGACAGGAUUUGGUCUUCUUGGUCAUGCGAUGAACUUGGCCAAAAAUCAGAAGAAUGAAGUCUCCUUUGUUAUUCACAAUUUGCCAGUCAUUGCGAAAAUGGCCGCAGUUGCGAAAGCUUGUGGAAACAUGUUUCAGCUACUUCAAGGGCUUUCUGCUGAAACUUCUGGUGGUUUGCUGAUUUGUUUGCCGAGGGAGCAAGCUGCUGCAUACUGCAAGGACAUUGAGAAGCAAGAAGGCUACCAGUCGUGGAUUAUUGGCAUUGUUGAGAAGGGUAACCGAACAGCCCGCAUUAUUGACAAGCCGCGAGUCAUUGAGGUGCCAGCGAAAGAGAAGGAAGGAGAAUUGUGUCGUCCGAGCUGUCCGAAGUGUCGGGCUCGAUGCUUGCCGUCUAAAUUACUAAGGAUAUUCUUCGAUACUCCCGAUACUGCUGCGUCAAAGUCUGGUCGAUCAAGUUUCCCAUCGGCGUCGCAAAUGUGCGUUAAAAUCAACGAAUUGAAAGCCGUUGUGGAUCAAAAAGAUCAGCAAAUAGUUCAGCUAGAAACUGCUAAGUCGAAUCUACAGAAGUUGUAUAAAGAAACUGAGCGCGUGUUUCUGACGGAGACCAGUUCAUUGCGUAAUGCACUCAAGAAUUUGAAGAAAGAAAAAGAAGCUCAUGAAAGCAUUUACAAGAUGGUUUCGGGUGCCGAUCACGAAUGGAAGGAGGAAAUGUUCAAGUGUGCCCAUGAAAAUCCUCAUGCUUUGAUAAGUGCCAUGAGGGAAUUGAGAAAGCAGUUGUCGGAAAGUAAGAAACGCGAAAUGGAAGUUUCCAAGUUGCAUCUUUCUGAGAAGAAGGCGCUUUUAGCGAAAAUUGAAGAUUUGAAACAUACAGUCAUUAGGUCGAAGAAAACUGAAGAUAACUUGGAAUCAGUGAAGAAAGGUCUCCUGGAAGAAAUCACUAUGCUGAAGAAUCGGCAGGGAACUUCGAAAUUAAAGAAGACUAUUGUUACUGGCGAAUCGGGCAGAUCAAAUUUUGAUAAGCCGAAAUUCGUUGCUCCGAAUGAGACCAUCGAUAUUACUGGUUCGGAUGAUGAUGAUGCUGGAUGUUCUCCUGAUGCAUAUUUUACCCCCGCCCAACUUCGACCAGGAAGAGCAAUGGACAGAAACUCGAAAAGACCGCGAUAUGAUGGGUUUGGUGGACAGGCCAAUUUUCCGCACUCUUCGGACUUCGAAGAAAAUACCAGGCUGAAGAGAAGACCCGCGUUACAAUCAAUGGAUAAUUUCGUGAAGAAGGGAUAA
Molecule: messenger RNA, 2214 nt
Organism: Notodromas monacha
Lineage: Eukaryota; Metazoa; Arthropoda; Ostracoda; Podocopida; Cyprididae
Source: the annotation of a GenBank genome assembly